Molecule: messenger RNA, 1884 nt
Organism: Paraphaeosphaeria sporulosa
Lineage: Eukaryota; Fungi; Ascomycota; Dothideomycetes; Pleosporales; Didymosphaeriaceae
Exons: 1
Coding region: 447-1871 (474 amino acids)
Source: RefSeq, a predicted model, not a curated record
UCUUCGACGGAUCAAAAAAGGGGAAGCAAGACACUGGCAGAAGUCGUAGUUCUUGUUUUGCCACUUAUACUGCUGCCGCAAGCUGUGUGAUCAGCAGUAAGGCGUGUUGAUUGAAAACCCUCUGUGUCGGCCAAGCGACGCGGUACGCUCUAGUGCUUUAUUCACCAUCACCUCCCUUUGACUCCGGCCAACAACUACGUCAUACAUAGCACUCUUGCCAUAUUCGAAAAAAGUUGUCCGUGCGGAAUAUUUGUUCGACGAUCGAACCGCCCGCAAUAAAAGCCCGCCGACAGCGCUCCACAUAACACAGCACCCACCCGCGACCUUGACUGCAACCGUCUACCAGACAGCCUUCCAAUCGCACCAAAGAACAAAUCUCUUCUGCUCAACAGCAAAAGCCAUCUUCUGCUUAACAGCACGCUUGAUUCUCGCGCAAUUGCACACUCAUGCUCUUACCUCAGUCUCGCAACUUCAACAUCCGCAACCACCAAACCAUAACUUCGUACAUGUCACCCAAGAGGUCUGUCCGCACGAAUCGCGCCCAGUCCGCUGAGCCGCGCUUCAUGACGCCCACCAUCGCCUCGAAUGCGCGCGCCCGUCGUGCCACUUCCGCUGAGCCCACCGUUCCGACCAACCCAGCUUCAGCCCGCGCCACGCGUGCCAACUCUCCUACCAGUUCAUCCAAGGCCUCUAAUUACACCUCAACCUCCCCCAAGCCCAUCAAGCGCACCGCCAAAGCGCCCACCAAACUCCAAGCUCUUUCGACUCGCUUGGGCCUGACCCUGAGCAAGAUACCAUCCUCCAGCAAGCCCGUUCCGGCAAAGCCCAGCCAAAAGGUUCUCAACGAUACCACCGCCGCGCCCGCUUUCGAGGGCAACCGUAAGCUUCAGCGCACGGGCUAUGGCGAUGCGCGCGCCGCCCGCGAAGACCAGAUAGGUGCCGCGAUGGCAACCACCGCACGGGCGAAGGGUCUGAUCGACGACGAGACUGCGAAGUUCUGGGGUACUCCGUGGCACCAAAAGGGACACAUGGAGCUGAAUUGGACCCAGAAGAUCAUCGACAAGCACAACGCCGAGAACGGCAUUGUACCGGAAACUGUGAUGAGCCUCAAGGAGGCGGAGGCCAUCAAGAAGAAGAAAGAUCAGGAUUUGGAGGACUGGGCUAAGGCUUACAUGACCGGCCAAAUCGACGAGAACGGAAACCGGAUCACGCCGGGCACGAAAAAGCCCGUCUUCAAGUCGCAGCUCCAGGAGCAGGACGAGCGUAGGGCAGCGCGGAAGAUGGAGGCGAAGAAGGAACCGCUGAACAAGGUGCAAGAGGGUCGUAUCGCGAAGAAGACUGCAACAAAGCAGACCUCCGAUUUGCCCACCAUCGCUGAUGCUUCGUCGUACGCGGAUUUUUUAGGCCAGAAGCCAGCUGCGACGCCGGCUGUGAAGAAGGCUGCAAGGAAGAUCACCAGAAAGCCGGCUUCGGCCACGACCGAUAACCACCCUCAUGCAAUGGAAACCCAAUAUGACGCUCCUAUCAGCCCCCUGCCCGGUCGCCCUUCGUAUGCCCAGUACAAAUAUCAAGACCUAAAUGCGCUCUGUCGCGACCGCAACAUCAAGUCUGGUGGUGGCGAACAGGCCUUGCGAUACCGCCUGAUCCGAGACGACACCUUGGUCCUAAACGGAGAAUCGCAUCUCCGCGACGCAAAGAACUAUUCUUGUCGCAAAGAACAUGAUCAUGUGGCUCCAGUCGUGGCAAACGCGCCUAUCGCUGAUCGCGCACAACAUCAGCAGCAGAAGAAGAAGACCGCAAAGCGCGCCCGGGAUGACAACGAAGACGACGAACGGCCCAAGCCCAAGGGCAAGAAGGUGAGGACCAGCUAAGCUCCCGCAUCUC